AUGCACCAGGCGCUGCUACUGGUUGUUGCAAUCGCAGCAAUUUAUGUCUCGAGGUACUAUUCCCCACUGCUGGCGGCCCUGGGCUUUGCAAUCAUAGGCUUUUUGGCCAGCGACGCAUUAAUUCCACGUGUCUCCCAGUCCUUCAUCAAGAUUGGAUGCUUCGGCAAGGACCUGAGCAAGCCAGGCCGCCCCGUAAUUCCAGAAAGCAUUGGCGCCAUUUCUGCCACCGUCUAUCUUUUCAUCAUGUUCUUCUACAUCCCCUUCCUGUUCUACAAGUACCUCGUGGUAAUUACCCCCGGAGGCGGGCACAGAGACGCUUCAAUAAUGCAAUCGCCUGUGUCCGAUGAGUACCGCUUUCCACACGGCAAGAUGUCCGAAUAUCUGAGCGCAGUCUUGUGUUUGCAAAGCACAGUUCUCCUGGGUAUCGCCGAUGAUCUGUUUGACCUGAGAUGGAGACACAAGUUUUUCCUGCCCGCUGUAGCGGCAAUCCCAUUGCUAGUGGUAUACUACGUGGACUUUGGCGUUACGCACGUGCUUAUCCCAGACGUCAUUCAGCGCUGGCUUGGAACCUCGAAGACGAUCUUCAACCUCGGCGCUUUGUACUACGUUUACAUGGCAUCCAUGGCGAUUUUCUGUCCCAACUCUAUCAACAUCUUGGCAGGCGUCAAUGGGCUCGAGGUCGGACAAAGCAUCGUCCUAGGCGUCAUUUUCUUGAUCAACGACUCCCUCUAUCUUUUACUGGGGAACGAGGCGUCAAAAGAAGCACAUCUCUUCUCUGCGAUCCUCAUCAUUCCUUUCCUUGGGGUCGCUUUCUCACUCUGGAAGUGGAACAAGUGGCCUGCCAAAGUGUUCGUGGGUGACACUUUUUGCUAUUUCGCCGGGAUGAUUUUUUCGGUUGUUGGUAUUCUGGGCCAUUUCUCGAAGACAACACUAAUUUUCUUUAUUCCCCAGACCUUCAACUUUGCCUACUCAUGUCCCCAGCUGUUCGGGCUCGUUCCCUGCCCUAGACAUAGGAUGCCCCGGUUUAACGAGGCCGACGGGCUCCUGUACCCGUCCCGCGCAAACCUGGUGGAGAAACCACCAAAGAAGGUCUUUGUACCUGUCCUCAAGCUGCUUUCUUCCUUGAAGCUAAUCGACCUUGAGGUCGACCCUCAAACGGGCGCUUUGAAGAGCUGCUCUAACAUGACACUAAUCAAUCUAGUGUUAGUUUGGUUUGGACCGACCCGCGAAGACAAGCUAUGCAACAGGAUUCUCGCUAUCCAGUUUACUGUUGGGCUAUGCGCGAUCGUGGCAAGACACAGCAUAGGUUCAAUCAUCUUUGGCCACGACAAUAUUCAGUUCUUAUAG
Messenger RNA from Lachancea thermotolerans CBS 6340, 1347 nucleotides. It is a transcript of the gene ALG7, whose product is annotated as UDP-N-acetylglucosamine--dolichyl-phosphate N-acetylglucosaminephosphotransferase. Bases 1 to 1347 code for a protein of 448 amino acids. The transcript has a single exon. NCBI's taxonomy places the organism in Eukaryota, Fungi, Ascomycota, Saccharomycetes, Saccharomycetales, Saccharomycetaceae. Gene Ontology annotation, biological process: protein N-linked glycosylation; dolichol-linked oligosaccharide biosynthetic process. Gene Ontology annotation, molecular function: UDP-N-acetylglucosamine-dolichyl-phosphate N-acetylglucosaminephosphotransferase activity. The record is from RefSeq and is a predicted model, not a curated record. Gene Ontology annotation, cellular component: membrane.